UACUUAACCUGGAGACCGAGAGGGGAGGCCGAGGGAGGGGAGAGGAGAAGAGGGCCGGCGUCCGACGAGGAGCUCUCCCUACUCUUCGUCAUAAUCUAGGGCCUUGGAAUCGAUCUCUUGUCCCGAGAGAUAGCGAUGAUCUUUCGGUCUCGCCCAUGUGCAUGUGACAAUAUGGAUGAGGAGGAUGAGGACAAACUUUUGUUGAGUAGUUUGGGCAUCACAUCUGUGAAGCCAGAAGAUAUUGAACGUAAAAUAUUAUCAGAGGCAAAAAGUGAUGCUAAGUGUGGAAGUCAAUCAGAGGUCUGCUCUGAGGAGCAUGAGCUUGAUGGAGAGCCUGAAACUGGUCCAUCAUCUACCAGCCGAAUUAAACUUUAUGAUAAAUUACGGGCAGUGGAAGUUGAAAUUGAUGCUGUAGCUUCUAGCAUUGAAGCGGCUAAAGAUGUUGCGUACAGUGAGAAUGACCAUACAGGUAAUGCAGAUAUUAAAGAGGAUAAUGAUAGGAGAAAUGAUGAUGGUUCUGCUCAAGUUACAUCCAAUGGAUUAACUCUGCAGCAGGCACUAGCAACUGACCGUUUAAGAAGCCUCAAGAAAACAAAGGCUCAACUUCAAAAUGAAAUCUCUAAGCUUGAUGAGAAUGCCACUCCUGAGGACUUUGGACAUGAGAAGCUACUUGCUGACCUGGUUGAAGAGAAGUGCAAGAGGAAAUCAAAAGCAGUUGAACAGUCUAAUAGGGAUUCAAAAAGUCAUUUGAAAACUGUUGCUUACAAUGAAGAUGCUGAUUUUGAUGCAGUGCUGGAUGCAGCCUCAACUGGAUUUGUUGAAACUGAAAGGGAUGAAUUGAUCCGUAAAGGAAUAUUAACUCCAUUUCAUAAGAUUAAAGGCUUUGAGCGUCGUGUUCAACAACCUGCACCAUCAAAUAGGCAUGUGCCUGAGGAAAGUGCAGCUGAAGAUCAUGCUUCAGCUAGCAUAGCUAAAGUUGCUCAAUUAAUAUCAGAUGCGGCACAAAAUCGCCCAGCAACCAAAUUGCUUGAUACUGUGGCCUUAUCUGGACUUGAUGCACCAACCCAUCCUUUUCAAAGACUUAAGGCACCCUUGAAACAUCCAGUCUCUCCAAAAGGAAAGGAGUUAGAGAAGAAGACACGAAAGCUGAGAAGGACAAAGAGACCUUUACCUAGCAAGAAAUGGAGAAAGGUAGAUUCAAAGGAGAAACUGCCUGAUGGAAGUGAUGAAGAUUCAAUGGGAGACUCAAUUGCCUCAGAUUAUGGGGAGACUCAAGAAGAGAACACAGAUGAUGGGGAGCAAUCUCCUGUAAUCCUUGAAGGAGGAUUAAAAAUUCCUGCUUCUAUUUAUAUGAACCUUUUUGAUUAUCAAAAAGUGGGGAUGAAGUGGCUGUGGGAGCUGCACUGCCAAAGAGCUGGUGGCAUUAUAGGAGAUGAAAUGGGUCUGGGCAAGACUGUGCAGGUGAUAUCGUUUCUUGGUGCUUUACAUUUCAGUAAAAUGUAUAAACCCAGCAUUGUUGUUUGUCCAGUUACCCUUCUGCGACAGUGGCAGCGGGAAGCUCGAAAAUGGUACCCUGACUUCAGAGUUGAGAUAUUGCAUGAUUCUGCACAUGGUUUAAAUAAACAGACGGUGGCAAAGUCAAGUGAAAGCGAUUAUGAUAGCGAAGAUUCCCUGGAUUCUGAUAAUGAAAGACCUCGCCCUGCCAAGUCGGUAAAGAGGUGGAAUGAUUUGAUUGAUCGUGUUGUGCAAUCAGAAUCUGGGUUACUUCUCACCACAUAUGAGCAACUACGCAUUCUAGGGGAGAAGUUGCUCGAUAUAGAGUGGGGAUAUGCCAUAUUGGAUGAGGGUCACCGUAUAAGAAAUCCUAAUGCUGAAGUAACUUUAGUUUGUAAACAGUUACAGACAGUUCACCGUAUAAUCAUGACUGGUGCACCAAUUCAGAACAAGCUUUCAGAACUUUGGUCCCUUUUCGAUUUUGUCUUCCCUGGAAAGCUAGGUGUUUUACCUGUAUUUGAGACAGAAUUUGCUGUUCCUAUUACAGUUGGCGGGUAUGCUAAUGCUACACCAUUGCAAGUGUCCACAGCUUACAGAUGUGCAGUUGUCUUGCGUGACUUGAUAACGCCAUACCUUCUUAGGCGUAUGAAAGCUGAUGUGAACGCCCAACUUCCCAAGAAAACUGAGCAUGUCCUUUUCUGUAGCCUAACUUCAGACCAGCGAUCUGUUUAUAGGGCAUUCCUUGCUAGUUCUGAAGUGGAGCAAAUUUUUGAGGGCAGUAGAAACUCACUUUAUGGAAUAGAUAUCAUGCGUAAGAUUUGCAAUCAUCCUGAUCUUUUAGAAAGAGAACACUCUGCUCUGCAUCCAGACUAUGGGAAUCCAGAGCGGAGUGGAAAAAUGAAAGUGGUUGCUCAAGUACUUAGGGUCUGGAAGGAGCAAGAACAUCGUGUUCUACUCUUCGCACAGACUCAACAAAUGCUAGACAUUUUGGAAAACUUCCUGGCUGCAAGUGGGUAUAGCUAUCGGAGAAUGGAUGGACUUACUCCUAUAAAGCAGAGGAUGGCACUUAUAGAUGAAUUUAACAACUCAUCUGAUGUCUUUAUUUUUAUCCUGACUACUAAAGUUGGGGGUUUAGGGACAAACUUAACUGGUGCUGACAGGGUUAUCAUAUAUGAUCCUGACUGGAAUCCUUCCACAGAUAUGCAGGCAAGAGAACGAGCUUGGCGGAUCGGGCAGAAACGGGAUGUAACGGUUUACAGGUUGAUCACGCGUGGAACUAUAGAGGAGAAGGUGUAUCAUAGGCAGAUUUACAAACAUUUCCUGACCAAUAAGAUAUUGAAGAACCCUCAGCAAAGAAGAUUCUUUAAAGCCAAAGACAUGAAGGAUCUCUUCACGCUGCAAGAUGAUAGAGAGGGUGGUUCUACUGAGACUUCAAAUAUAUUCAGCCAGUUGUCUGAAGAGGUAAAUGUUGGGGUUGGCAAUGGCUACCAAGAUAAACAAGGGUCCUCUGCAGCUUCCACUGCUCCUGUUGUGCCAGCUAAAGAAACAAACUCUCCAGGGCUUGGAGCAUCUAGCUCCAACAGCAAAGGAAAAGAGAUUGCCGGUCAGAGGAAUGGUGAAAUAGAUGAAGAAACAAAUAUAUUGAAGAGUCUUUUUGAUGCUCAUGGGAUUCAUAGUGCAAUGAACCAUGAUGCUAUUCUGAAUGCCAAUGAUGACGAUAAGAUGAGGCUGGAGGAGCAAGCUUCCCGAGUUGCACGAAGGGCAGCUGAAGCCUUGCGUGAAUCAAGAAGGCUCAGAAGCCGUGACAGUUUUUCUGUUCCAACAUGGACCGGAAGAUCAGGUGCUGCUGGGGCACCAUCAUCCAUCCGUAGGAAGUUUGGGUCUACCAUAAAUACUCAAAUGCUUGGUCCUUCAAAACCAUCAGAAGGGUCUGCAAGUAGGCCUCCUGGUUUAGCAGCUGGAGCUUCCACUGGUAAGGCACUGUCUUCAGCUGAACUCUUGGCUAGAAUCCGUGGAACUCAAGAAAGAGCAGUUGGCGAUGCACUUGAGCAAGAUCUAGAUUUGGCAUCUAGUUCGAAUCAGAGAGAGAGCAUUCCUGAAAACACUGUGGCAUCAAAGCCUUCCCAUAGGUAUAUGGUGGUCCAACCUGAGAUCUUGAUCCGCCAACUAUGCACCUUCAUACAGCAGAGGGGUGGGCAAACUGAUUCUGCUAGCAUAACACAGCACUUCAAGGACAGGAUACAGUCAAAAGAUUUGCCUCUGUUUAAGAAUCUUCUCAAGGAGAUAGCUGCACUAGAGAAAGAUGCUGGUGGAUCUAGAUGGGUUUUAAAGCCAGAAUAUCAGUAGAUGGAGCAUUGUACGAUUUACCAUGCCCUGGUAGAUACAUGCUGCUGUAAAGCUGCAUCUAAUAGUAGGAAUUUGUUGUUUUGGGUGGUAAAACAGCCGGAAAUGUAUCCUUUGUUUUUUGACUGCAACUUCCACAGCUUCUAUGGUACCAGCAUAGAGCUGUUGGGACGUUGUUUUGUUCUACUAAAAUCACGGGCUAAAUCAGUGAUUUCUUCAAAUUCCCUUUUUGCUAUUUUGGAGAGGGGACAGAUGAAAAAGAAAAUGACACUAUUCAGGUGUCAUGCUGUACAUAUUACACAUUUUCAAUCCACUGGAAAAAGGUUUAUUUGCUGUGAUUGUGUAUU
Messenger RNA from Elaeis guineensis (African oil palm), 4184 nucleotides. Its product is annotated as DNA excision repair protein CSB. Gene Ontology annotation, biological process: transcription-coupled nucleotide-excision repair. Gene Ontology annotation, cellular component: nucleus. The record is from RefSeq and is a predicted model, not a curated record. Gene Ontology annotation, molecular function: ATP binding; ATP-dependent activity, acting on DNA. NCBI's taxonomy places the organism in Eukaryota, Viridiplantae, Streptophyta, Magnoliopsida, Arecales, Arecaceae.